AUGUCGAAACCAUCGUUGAAAUUGGAAUUGCCGUGGGUUGAAAAAUACCGUCCUAAGUUGUUAAAGGAUAUUGUUGGUAAUGACGAGACCAUCGAGAGAUUGAAACAGAUCGCCGUCGAUGGUAACAUGCCCAACAUGAUUAUAUCUGGUAUGCCAGGUAUCGGUAAGACUACAUCCGUGCUCUGUCUUGCGCACGAGUUAUUAGGUGAAUCUUACUCAGAGGCGGUUCUAGAAUUGAAUGCAAGUGAUGACAGAGGUAUAGAUGUUGUUAGAAACCAAAUCAAACAUUUCGCUCAGAAAAAAUGUAGUUUACCACAAGGGAAACAUAAGAUCGUCAUUUUGGAUGAGGCUGAUUCAAUGACUGCGGGUGCACAACAGGCUCUAAGAAGAACAAUGGAAUUAUAUUCGAAUACAACACGUUUUGCUUUUGCUUGUAAUCAAUCUAAUAAGAUUAUUGAACCAUUACAAAGUAGGUGUGCAAUUCUACGUUACUCGAAAUUAUCAGAUGAGCAAGUCCUAAAAAGAUUACUAGAGAUUAUAAAAGCAGAAGAAGUUAAAUAUACAAAUGAUGGUCUAGAGGCAAUUAUUUUCACCGCUGAAGGUGAUAUGAGACAAGCUCUUAACAAUUUACAAAGUUGUGUUGCCGGUCAUGGUUUAGUAAACGGUGAUAACGUUUUCAAGAUUGUAGACUCACCGCAUCCUUUAGUGGUCAAGAAGAUGUUGAUGGCUCCUACUCUUGAUCAAUCUAUCACACAUCUAAGAGAUGACCUGUGGGGGAAAGGUUACUCGGCUGUGGAUAUAGUAACAACAUCCUUCAGAGUAACAAAAACGUUGUAUGAAUUGAAAGAACCAAAGAGACUAGAGAUGAUAAAAGAGAUAGGUAUAACGCAUAUGAGAAUCUUGGAAGGCGUUGGUACUUAUUUGCAAUUGGCCAGUAUGUUAGCCAAAAUUCACAAACUUAACGCAUGA
Molecule: messenger RNA, 969 nt
Organism: Maudiozyma barnettii
Lineage: Eukaryota; Fungi; Ascomycota; Saccharomycetes; Saccharomycetales; Saccharomycetaceae
Gene: RFC4
Product: replication factor C subunit 4
Exons: 1
Coding region: 1-969 (322 amino acids)
Biological process (GO): DNA repair; DNA-templated DNA replication
Cellular component (GO): DNA replication factor C complex; Rad17 RFC-like complex; nucleus
Molecular function (GO): ATP hydrolysis activity; DNA binding; DNA clamp loader activity
Source: RefSeq, a predicted model, not a curated record